This is a messenger RNA of Struthio camelus australis, 3992 nucleotides long. Lineage: Eukaryota; Metazoa; Chordata; Aves; Struthioniformes; Struthionidae. The record is from RefSeq and is a predicted model, not a curated record.
CGUGUCGCACCGGGGUGCACUGUGCAGUUUGCCUUUUUGAAAGCUGAGUUGUUGUUUUUGUGUUAAACUCCUGGCGCCCUUCAGAUCACUUUUUGAUUUUAAUCUCCUAAUUACGUGCUCUCGAGCCCAAAGGUGUUUUAAAAGUUAUAAAAUAUCUCUUUUGCCAUUUUUUGUUUUGGUGAGCAAGAGGUUGUUUUGCGUUUUUUUUUUAAUCUUUCAGACAAAGAAGACUUCGUAGUACUGUUGCUCACAAACAGCUCCAAGCUUCAUACCCUUGUGACAGAUUUGGAUUUUAAACAGUGCCUUUUGCCCAUGCUUGCAACUGCGACACAAAAUGUCUGAGGUUAAGCAGAGGAAAAGAGGUAUUUCUUCUUCCAAGACCAAUGAAGAUUCACAGAAGGCCAAGAAAGACAGUAAUCGUGGGAAGCUGGUAAAUCCCAGGACUAGCAAUAAUCAGAUUUCCUCUUGGAUAGACUCACGGACAGCCUUGAGCCUAAUAUCCCUUGCCGUUUGCCUGGCACUGACCUGGUUCCUAUUUCAGCAGACAAGUCAAUUUGCUGAUAUGGAAAAAAAGUAUAGUUUCUUGCAGCAAGAAGCUGAAAAAUUCCUGGACAUGGAAAAUAAAGUUAACUUAAUUUCUGAAAAGUGUGAAAAGACUUGGAACUUAAUGGAACAGCUGGAAGAUCUUCAAAUAAUUUCUCAUGUUAAACAACUACAGGAAGAUAUAUAUACCAUGAAAACAUGGUCUAGCAGCCUAAUUAAAAAAAAAGAAGAACUUCAGAAGAAUUUAACAACCCUUUCUCAUGCAGUUACAAGUAUGGAGCAGAAUACAGCUUCUGUAGCAAAAAAUAUAACUUUGAAGAUUGUGACAGUAAAAACUGACUUAAGGCGCAUUUCAGGCCUAGUUUCAGAUAUGACUGCAUUGACAGAUUCUUUACAAACACUAGAAGAUAAAGCAGAUAAAGGUGAAAAAAAGACAGUAGAAAACAUAGGUGACCUCCUUACCAGUAGCAUUGACCGAAGUACAAAGCUACAAAGCUUGGCAACCAAUAAUGCAAGAAAAAUUGAGCAAAUUAAGACAGCAUUAUCAGAGUUAAGGAGUGAUUUUAAUAAACAUUCAGAUAGACUUUUGAAUCUUGAAGGUGAAAGAGCAAAGGUUCUGAAGACAGUUACAUUUGCAAAUGAUUUAAAACCUAAGAUGCACAAUCUAAAGAAGAAUUUUGCCAUCUUGGAACCAUUGAUAAAUGAACUUACACUGAGAAUAGGAAGAUUAGUUGAGGAUGUAUUACGACGGGAGAAAGAAAUUGCUUUAUUGAAUGAAAAAUUGACCAAUUUAACAAGAGUUCAGACUGAGAUCAAAGAUAUGAAAGAUGAAAUAACCAAGAUUUCAAACAUGAAUUGAUCACUGUGAAAUGGCACUGCCUAAAGAACAGUGGUGUUUGAGGCGUGUUAACUUCGUUAUGCAAGGCAUGAAGAAGGAAGGCAGUAUUUAAAGGCUUCAUUUAGAAGCAUACUGCAACUAACUAGAAGCUUGUCCUCUCUCCUUGAAGAGGACAGCAAAACUCAUACUGAUUUCAAGGAACAACAGUCAAGCUAUAUAUCAGCAAAGAAUGUGUCUGUGUGCACGUGUGUGUCUUUCUGAAGGAUGACAGGUGCUAUAUUUAAUAAAUUGCUUGUUUUUUAUAAUAAAACAGCGUUAAAGCAUAAAACGUUGUUCUUAACUAUGGAGUUUGCUUUCACGAAUAAAGCAAGACCCAAGACUGACGUUUUCAGCUUUUAUUUGCUGCUCUGAAGGAAGGAAUAAAAUUGUGGUCUUCAGAUAGAGUUUAAACCCAGGUUCUUAAAACUGCAAUAGCAGUUUAGUAUUUGUCUCAGUACAUUAACUUUAUGAUUUUUCUAAACUACAACAGUUUCCUUUUUUGAAAUCAAUCUAUAUUUAAAGAGGAUGCAGGGAUGCAGGGAUGAUCAGAAUUACUGCUGAAGCUCUGAAAAAAGUUUGUUCAGCAUUUUGAUGGAAUAAUUUGUAUAGGAUUUUUGGUGAAGAGUUUCUGUGAAUUGCAAUCACUUCACUGUGCAGCAUUGUUAGGUUUAUAAAACAGAACCAUGUUUAUGGGUGAGCAUUUUCCCGAAACACCUACUAACCUUACUGAUGGCCUUUUCCCAGUGUUACUGUAUCCUUUCAGGAAUCCUAACAGCAUUAUUAAUUCAUUGUUAGCCUGUAAAAUACUACAGUGAGCAGCAAAAUUAGCUGCUCAGAAGUGUAACUAAGUUCAGUAUUAGUCACUGGCAGUAUUUCUGUGGCAGAGUUUAAGAGAUCUGAGACGCAUUUGAAAAUGCGGGAGGGCAUAGACUAAGCUUAGCAGAGGAAAGGGGGAACUGCAUUAUAUAGAAUAGCAAUGACUAAAAAACAAUGAGGAGAGAUGCAGCAAUUGCGAAAAUCCUUAUAAACAAAAUCGUAUCGAGACCUAUUAGCCCACAGUAAGGCCUUUAUAACUUCUCAAUUGCUUAUUUGGUCAUACCUGAACAUCUUGCAGCUGAUGGGCUAUUGAUUAGAUAGAAAAUAUAGUUGUUCCCCUCCCUCUCUAUUGUCAUCCUCAUUCAGCAUUUCACAUCUUUUGGCCUUCUUCAUGUUGCUGGUCUUCUGUACGCUGCUUGCUUGCUUUCCUUCGGUCAGCCUUAAGUGCUUUGUUUCAUCAAGCUUUUCUCUUUUUUUGCUAUGGGUCCAUUCCUAUCCAAUUUCCUUUUACCCCCUUCCAGUCUACCUGACAUCCCACAAGGAUCGACCUCUCAGAAGACAAGUCAUUCCAGAAAGCAUUCACAGAUACUAGCUGCCAACCUAGUCCCUUUGCAGUGCCCCUUUGCUCUUUCACAAAAAAGUCUUUGAAAAAUAACCUGAGGGCCUUUGAAGGUGACAAAAAUGAAAGGAUAUCCAAACAAUCAGCCAGUGAUACUGCUGCUACGGCAUGGGUUGCCUGGGAUACCUGAAAAUAUAUAUACAUUUCAUAAAGAGUUUUGAGGUUACAUAUUAGAUGUAUCUCAUUUGUACAUUAAGAUAUAUUCACUGAAUCCACCACCUUUGGUUUUCUCUGUGCAAGCUCAUGUUAGUCUUGGCAAGGAGAGCACCUAGCAAAAUAGACAUGGUUAUCAGAAGAGAAUUGAUACAGUUGCAUGAGAAAUCUAUCCCAAGUGUUAUUCACAUUUUCAUACUCUUCCAGUCUUAUAGUUCAUAACGUAUUUGGGAUAAUGUGAUGUUUUCUCACUAAAAUAAUUAUACAGCUAAUAUUAAAAUAUAAAUUAAGCAUUUUCUGUCUAGAUUUUCCUAAUACAGAUAGAGAAGUAGAUACAUAGAUACAUAUAGGUAGUUAGAUAUUAAUCUGAAGGAAAAUACUUUGUAGUUUUGGGUGCUUUUUACUAUUCUGAAGCAAGAGGCCAUCUUAUCUUGUGGAUUGUCUUCUCUAUAAAUCAAACAAGGCAUAUGGGAAGUUACUGUUCCAGCCUUUAGAGGGAAGCAGUCUUAAAGACAGCAUGACAAAAUUUCUUUAUAUAAAGCUAAAAGAUCAGGAGAAAAGCGCCCUGGCUUCCAACACCAUCUUCCUAAAUUACUAGGCUUAGAUCAUGUUUCCAAACUCAGUGUAGAUUCCUUGUCAUAGGAAGCAGUAUUAAUGAAAUCCAGCAGUGCGUGACUGUUGAAUCAAAAGGAUGGUUACCUUCAACUGAAGACUGAUCAAAAAAUGUGUACCAUCAGGUGAUGACUCAGCAACAGCAUGCCUGAUGCUUUAUAAUCGUAAUGGACCUGCAGGACAAAAAAUUCCUAAAACCUUAGCUUUGCAUUUUUCUCAGGUUAGCUUUUCCUAAUUACAAGUUGUGGUAAUAUACAAAAUACAGGUUGUGUUACAGACAAAAAAAGCUUCAACCCAGACCUUUAACAUGUUCUGAACUAAGAUGCAGUUUUACAAUACAAUGAGCCUCUCCUAAAUGAUAGCACUGGCACU